AGGAUUAUGAAAGCUGUUUCAAGACUUAUAAGAGACUAUUGGAAAGCGAAAUGAUUAUCCAUAUAGUUAAUAUGGACAAUUUGGAGAGUUUCUUGGAAUUUCGAACUUUUUCUUCCGUUUUAAAAACAACUUUUCCUUCAAAAUGAAUGCUAAAAAGGAUUAUGAAAGCUGUUUCAAGACUUAUAAGAGACUAUUGGAAAGCGAAAUGAUUAUCCAUAUAGUUAAUAUGGACAAUUUGGAGAGUUUCUUGGAAUUUCGAACUUUUUCUUCCGUUUUAAAAACAACUUUGCCUUCAAAAUGAAUGCUGGAAAGGAUUAUGAAAGCUGUUUCAAGACUUAUAAGAGACUAUUGGAAAGCGAAAUGAUUAUCCAUAUAGUUAAUAUGGACAAUUUGGAGAGUUUCUUGGAAUUUCGAACUUUUUCUUCCGUUUUAAAAACAACUUUUCCUUCAAAAUGAAUGCUAAAAAGGAUUAUGAAAGCUGUUUCAAGACUUAUAAGAGACUAUUGGAAAGCGAAAUGAUUAUCCAUAUAGUUAAUAUGGACAAUUUGGAGAGUUUCUUGGAAUUUCGAACUUUUUCUUCCGUUUUAAAAACAACUUUUCCUUCAAAAUGAAUGCUAAAAAGGAUUAUGAAAGCUGUUUCAAGACUUAUAAGAGACUAUUGGAAAGCGAAAUGAUUAUCCAUAUAGUUAAUAUGGACAAUUUGGAGAGUUUCUUGGAAUUUCGAACUUUUUCUUCCGUUUUAAAAACAACUUUUCCUUCAAAAAGAAUGCUAAAAAAGGAUUAUGAAAGCUGUUUCAAGACUUAUAAGAGACUAUUGGAAAGCGAAAUGAUUAUCCAUAUAGUUAAUAUGGACAAUUUGGAGAGUUUCUUGGAAUUUCGAACUUUUUCUUCCGUUUUAAAAACAACUUUUCCUUCAAAAUGAAUGCUAAAAAGGAUUAUGAAAGCUGUUUCAAGACUUAUAAGAGACUAUUGGAAAGCGAAAUGAUUAUCCAUAUAGUUAAUAUGGACAAUUUGGAGAGUUUCUUGGAAUUUCGAACUUUUUCUUCCGUUUUAAAAACAACUUUUCCUUCAAAAUGAAUGCUAAAAAGGAUUAUGAAAGCUGUUUCAAGACUUUCAAGAAACUAUUGGAAAGCGAAAUGAUUAUCCAUAUAGUUAAUAUGGACAAUUUGGAGAGUUUCUUGGAAUUUCGAACUUUUUCUUCCGUUUUCAAGACUACUUUGUCUUCAA
Messenger RNA from Phyllotreta striolata, 1227 nucleotides. NCBI's taxonomy places the organism in Eukaryota, Metazoa, Arthropoda, Insecta, Coleoptera, Chrysomelidae. The record is from the annotation of a GenBank genome assembly.